Molecule: messenger RNA, 1710 nt
Organism: Plasmodium fragile
Lineage: Eukaryota; Apicomplexa; Aconoidasida; Haemosporida; Plasmodiidae
Exons: 1
Coding region: 1-1710 (569 amino acids)
Biological process (GO): proteolysis
Molecular function (GO): serine-type endopeptidase activity
Source: RefSeq, a predicted model, not a curated record
AUGAGGAUUAGAAAGUACCAUUACGCCUUCGUUUGCCUCCUCAUCUCUGGCAUGGUUAAGCGUAUGCCUUUUGAAUACAGAAGACACUCCAUGUGUGACGUAACGGUGAGGAGAAAAUAUAAGACGGUGCGUGAUGAAUGUGGAGAGGGAAGAGCGAGUCUAAUUUGCUUCCAAGGCAGGGUUCUGCGUGGGGUGUCUAAUGAAGUGUUCAAGGGGGGGGGAUUUCAAACGGGGGUCGGGUCUUCUUCGCAACCCUCUUCGCCGCGUUCCCCCCCACAAGAGGAUCAGCUUCCUCGAGAUGACCCACAGGACUUGAACGAAAUACUAACCAAACUGGGGAAAAAAAAAAUGAUAAUAAAAUUUAAGAAAGAGGAAAACACAUCACAGUCUACUCUGAUUCAACAGAACAUGGUGAAGCUUCUCGGUUCCUGUGGGAGAGUGAAGAAGCUGAGUCACAUCGACCUGUACUUGUAUGAGGCCUUUUCAAACAUCAACGAGGGAGCGCUAAAGAAUUGCCUGCAGGUGUUCACCAGUGGUGGCGUAUUCGUGGAGCAGGACUUUAAGAUACAUCCCGUGAAGGGGGGGGUUGGCUGCAUGAGCGGCGAGGUCUCUAUUAGGAGCGAAGACAACCUACGUAGCCCCCCUGGCAGGGAUGGCACCUUUGAGCUGAACAACCAAAUGACUUUUAAACAUUUUUUGAGUAGACUUCAAAGCGAUUGUAAAGGGACGAACAUCAUUAAGGGGUAUGAGCAGACGAAGAUGAAGGAGGGCACGGAGUUGUCGGAGCCUCACCAACAGAACGAAGUUAACGUGUGCAUUGUGGAUACAGGGGUUGAUUAUAACCACCGCGAUUUGCAGGGCAACGUGGUGCAUGUGCUGGACGGAACAGAUGAAACCGGUCAUGAUGAUGAGGGGGAUGAACACAACGACGGUGAUCGAGGGGACAACCACGGGCAUGGGACCUUCAUAGCGGGCAUCAUCACGGGCCACGCACAGAGAGGCAACAGAGGGAUUAAAGGUAUUUGCAGGAGAGCUAAAUUAACCAUAUGCAAAGCGCUCAACAGUAACAAUGCGGGGUUUGUGAGUGACAUUUUAAAAUGUGUUAACUUUUGUGCUUCCAAAGAAGCAAAAAUUAUUAACGCCAGUUUUGCUAGUACCAAGAAUUACAUAUCUUUAUUUGAAGCUCUGAAGACCCUAGAGGAAAAAAAGAUUCUCGUCGUUUCAUCCUCCGGCAACUGUUGCCCCACAGAUGAAACAAAGAACGCGUUUCCUGAGUGUAACCUAGACAUGAUGAAGGUGUACCCGACGGCUUACUCGGUGCAGUUACGUAACCUCAUCACUGUUUCAAAUAUGAUUCAGAAGGAGAAUGGAGAACUUACUUUAUCACCAGACACUUGCUACAGUGCUAAUUAUGUUCAUCUGGCUGCCCCUGGUUAUAAUAUCAUUUCUACCUUUCCUAGGAACAAAUAUGCCAUUAGCAGUGGUUCGUCUUUUUCUGCUGCUGUGGUUACUGGUUUGGCUGCCCUGGUGUGGUCCAUUAACUCUCGUUUGAGCUUCGAGGAGGUGAUUGACCUUCUCCGGGGCUCCAUCGUACAAACGGAGUCCCUUCGGAGUAAGGUGAAGUGGGGGGGCUUUGUGGAUGUGCACCACUUGGUUAGCGCAACCAUAGCGCUUUCGCAAGGGGGGGCGGCAGCAGCAGCCAGGGGGUGA